Molecule: messenger RNA, 1273 nt
Organism: Oncorhynchus gorbuscha (pink salmon)
Lineage: Eukaryota; Metazoa; Chordata; Actinopteri; Salmoniformes; Salmonidae
Exons: 5
Biological process (GO): negative regulation of endopeptidase activity
Cellular component (GO): extracellular region
Molecular function (GO): cysteine-type endopeptidase inhibitor activity
Source: RefSeq, a predicted model, not a curated record
UUAACCAUAGAUGUGCUGGAGACAAAAUGUCAAGUGAUCAGCAGGAAGCCAUGGAAGAAAUGUGAAGUGAAGGAUGUAGCUGACAUACCAGUGUAUGGGAAGUGUAUGGCAUCUAUCUACUUGCCUGCCACGGUCAUCGUCGACACAUGUCCAGACUGUCCAACAGUAGAGUGCCUGGAUGACCCCAUCAUAGCGGAGACGGCCAAUCUGUCCCUCCAGACAUACAACAGAAAGAGUUGCCUUACCAACUACUACACUCUCCUCAACCUAACAGUAGCUAACAUGCAGUGGGUUGAGUGUCCGUCCUACUUUGUGGAGUUCACCAUUCAAGAGACGGUCUCUGCUAAGGACAAUCCUGACGUUGAUCUGACCCAAUGUAAAAUGAUGGACUGUGAAUUUUCAAUGGAGCACUACACUACAGCUACACACUGUCUAUCAUAUUCUGAAAUAGGUAAAAAGGGAAAACCAACUGAUCAAAAUUAUGAUUUGUAUGUGACAAGCUGGCAACUAUUCACACAAGGGCUUGGCACAGGCUCUCACACCACUCUGGAUGAUGGCAUGUUUGAGAUCAAACUUCCCAUCGAGUUCAAGUGUGAAAUCUUUGAACCAGAGGUUGGGAAUUUCCACAACAGUGCCAUCACUGCCAUACUAUGAUGGAACCUCAGUAACAUAGAGACAGCACAGCAGUAACCUCAGAAAUUGGGCAGAUGAGACCCCCACAAUGUAGGAGUUUGUUCCAGUCCAGAUCUGACUAAAUUGUGAUGUAAAUUCAGGACCAAGACUAGGUCUAGGGGUAGGGGAAAGGAAGGGGUUGAUCUCGGAGUGGGCAUGUUCUGAUUGACCCAUUUCGUAAGCACUUAAAGUUAUUAUAAUUUUUAUGUCCAUCUCUCAGGCUAGAGAAGAAGUGAUGAGAACCAUAAACAUGCACACACACUGCUUGCUGUGGGGUCGUGGUGGUCCUAUCCCCCACCUCAAAGAGCCUCACCAGCAGCAAGCAACUGUCCAGGCAAGAGAAAAAACUACUUGGGACUGGACAGGUUUCAAAUCUGAUUGAUAAACAUCUUACGUUACUGCAAUAACAGCUAAUUAACACUUUUUUUAUGAGAUCAAAGCUAUUUGGUAACGAUGGCACUAUGACUCCAAUACUUCCCCUCUUUUGCCCUGGCUGGAUGUUUCUUUUGCUAUUUUGGAUCACAUAUGUAAAGAAUUCCACAACAUUGUACUGUAUGAUAAUAUGAACUAUAAUGUGUGUGUAUCAGAGCAAUAAAUUAAU